Oncorhynchus tshawytscha (Chinook salmon) is the source of this 5293-nucleotide messenger RNA. Its product is annotated as homeobox protein Hox-C4a. The coding region runs from base 956 to 1765 and encodes 269 amino acids. Gene Ontology annotation, molecular function: DNA-binding transcription factor activity, RNA polymerase II-specific; RNA polymerase II cis-regulatory region sequence-specific DNA binding. Gene Ontology annotation, cellular component: nucleus. The record is from RefSeq and is a predicted model, not a curated record. Lineage: Eukaryota; Metazoa; Chordata; Actinopteri; Salmoniformes; Salmonidae. Gene Ontology annotation, biological process: embryonic skeletal system morphogenesis; anterior/posterior pattern specification; regulation of transcription by RNA polymerase II. The transcript has 2 exons.
AAAGUAUUAAUGCAUUUGAAAAGUAUUAAUGCAUUUGAAAAGUAUUAAUGCAUUUGAAAAGUAUGAAUGCAUUUGAAAAGUCUUAAUGCAUUUGAAAAGUCUUAAUGCAUUUGAAAAGUAUUAAUGCAUUUGAAAAGUAUUAAUGCAUUUGAAAAGUAUUAAUGCCUUUGAAAAGUAUUUGGAAUACUACUUUUGAAAAGUAUUGACACAGUUUUGAAAGUUCUCAAAUGCAAAGCAAAAUACUCAUUGUGUGGUUACUUCACUGAUACGGUGCCCAUUUGGUGUCCACUUUCUUCCCAUGUGAGCCAAGCUCAGUUCUAGUUAAAUAUAUAUAUAUAUAUAUCAUAAUUUGAACUGCUAUGUGAAAGUGAAUUUUACACGUAUUUUUUUUUAACCUAUUUAGGAUUUGGCCAACAUUUUGUGUUGGAUUAUUUUAUAUUUGAGAAUAAUAUCUUAGAGAGGGUCAUAGGCCAACUUUCUGUGAUCUAGGCAGGCCUAAUCAUUCUACUUUUUUAUUGGUUAUUAUUUGUACUAUUAAUACUUAUUAUUAUUUACUGCUAUUUGUACCUCUGAAAUGAUGCUAAUAAUAUAACUAUAAUGACACUGGGUAAUUCACAUAAGAAGUGUUUGUGUUGCAAUUUUUUGCUGCAAUAUCAAUGGCAUUGGUAACACAACAAGAGAGAGAGAGAGAGAGAGAGAGAGAGAGAGAGAGAGAGAGAGAGAGAGAGAGAGAGAGAGAGAGAGAGAGAGAGAGAGAGAUAUUAUGCACACAAUGGCGACCGAAGAUAUGUUUCAAAACCUUUGGUUCCUUAUCCGGGGACUAGCUCUCACUCUGCCAUUGGGCCGUGAGGUCACGUGGUAAAACUAACUUUACAAGGGCUGCUCGCAAGUAGGAGGGCUAUAUGGAGCAGAAAAACGACAAAGCUAGAAAAAUACAUUUCCACUGCAGAAAUUAAUGAUCAUGAGCUCGUAUUUGAUGGACUCUACCUACAUUGAUCCGAAAUUUCCUCCAUGCGAGGAAUAUUCACAAAACAGCUACAUCCCCGAGCACAGCCCCGAAUAUUACAGCCGCGCCAGGGACCCUAGCUCUGGUUACCAGCAUCACCAUCAGGAGUUAUACCCUCCGCGGGCGAGCUACCAAGAGCGCCAAUAUAAUUGUGCAAGCAUCCCUGAACCUGACACGCAAAGGGGACAUGGACUACCCCAUUCUGCGCACCUGCUUGCAGGGAAAGGGCAGCCAGCCUCAUGUGAGACCCCACAGUUACCCAUGUCCCCCAUCACUCCACCAGCUGCAUCCUCCGCCUGCAACCAAGCUACACCGGAGCAUCCAAACAGCUCAGCCUCCUCCAAGCAGCCCGUGGUAUACCCAUGGAUGAAGAAAAUUCACGUCAGCACCGCGAACCCGAAUUACAAUGGACCGGAUUCCAAGCGGUCUAGGACAGCUUACACUCGACAGCAGGUCUUAGAAUUGGAGAAGGAAUUCCACUAUAACCGCUAUUUAACUCGGCGGAGGCGCAUUGAGAUAGCCCAUACCUUGGUUCUCUCCGAACGACAAAUCAAGAUUUGGUUUCAGAACCGCAGGAUGAAGUGGAAAAAAGACCAUAGGCUUCCUAACACCAAAGUGAGAUCCUCCACCACGGGCAUAUCCUCCGGGUCCAACACAACCUCAUCAGCCGGUGUUGUCGCCACUUCCUCGGCCACUGGUAGCAUUACUCCCGAUGAACUGUCCGGAGUAGAGGAUGGCGAGGAUAUUACAAGGUUAUAAGGCGAAAAGAAAACCACUUUAAGAAGGGGGAUAGAGAAUGACUGAUUAUUUAUAGUAUAUUAUAUAUUUUGUUUUCGUAGGUAUUUGUGCGGUUUCAUUUAAGUCCAAAGUUAUAUAAAAUGCAUGUUAUAUCGCAUGGAUUUAUACGAAUACUGAUGAGUUAUUUUUACGUGACACAGGGUUUAAGUUAUUUAAUGCUGAAUCAAGAUUGUUUUUUUUACGAGAAAAAUGUUUUGAAUGAAGGAAAUUAUUGUACAUUUAAUCUAAAUGUUAUUGUGAGCCAUUUGUUUGCCCUACCGCCCAAGUUGAAAUGCACAAUUUAUUUAUUUCAAGCUCAACACUGGAAGAAUGUCAUUAUUAGGCAAUCAUAGUUAUUUUUGGUAAAAAUGCUGGAACGUACCAAUGGAACAUUGAUCUUGAACGCAUAUGUUUAGGAUUAUAACAAGGUGAAUUAGCUCCUUGCUUUCAGAAACAGGAUUUUUAAUUUACAAUCUAGUUUGUGGUGUGUUUAGCAGAUUAUUGUGAAAUGCAAUACACAGAGUUUAGUGUAUUUGUUAUAAUCAUAUUGGUCAAUAAAACAGUGGGUGUACUAGUUUUACGCGCGUUUGGAUCGAUUCAUUCAUGGCCAACAGAGUGCCUAUUGUUUUGGUGACUGUGGCUAUUGAUGUGGUGGCCGUUAUAUAAAAUAGUAUAGUCACAAUUUACCAAGUUCUUUAUUGAUGGUUCAGCCUAACAACGCAUUAUUUGUUUGGCAAUGUUUAGCUAUAAAUUGUUUAGCCUAUGCCAAAUAUGAUACUGACGAUUUGAAAUGUUCCUUUAGAAUCGUUCUCGAGGUCGGCACUCAUAUACAGAUCCACCGUUCAUAUCCCCCCUUAUCCAAUAAUAAUCCAUAAUUCUACUCCAAAUAAAGGGUUAUGGCCUGGCUGCAUGCAUCAUAUUAUCCUACAUGUAGCUCAUUAUUCUCAAGGACAUUCAAUUAACUUGGCAAGCCAUUCCACCAGGCCCUCAACCAUGCCCCUUCAGAUUAUACUGGCUGGCUGGAGCACUACUUCCUGCUCAUUACUGAACAUAUAGCUCUGCACAUACCUUUUGGAAAUCAAUUUCAUAUUGCCAAAAUAUGACACAUAAUCAGUUGUGUUGAUGGUAUAUGGGCUCCUAUUAAUUAAUUGUUUAGCCCCAAUUGCAGGUUGCUUCUUUUCUUCUAAUAAAGUCAAUAACUCGAGGUCAGAUUCUGAAAGGCCUAAGGCCUUGAAGGACUACAUCGUGGACUAUAAGUGAGAAUAUAGCCUGCAAAAUAUUGUAUUCGGAUUAUAUCUACCAGCAAGACCUGUUGCCUCUUAAAAAUAUGCAUCCAGAUUUUCCAAGAUGAUCUUGUAUAAAACAAUAGUUUGGAUAAUAGUGUUUUAUAUGCAUGCACGUAGGCCUUCUCAAUAUGCAAUCAUUUGUACCCUAUAUACAAUGGAAUGUUAGUUGUAAGUUUGAGAUGUUCACCAAUUGUCAUUCGUAUAAUGGUCUAUGUUUGUUGCGCCCUGAGACCUCCCCCGUCAAAGUGAAGAAUAUGCUUUUAAAAAGUGGCGCUUGAGGCAACGUCAUCGUGACCUCUGCUCUUGGUAAGUAUAGCCUAUACUGCUCAAGCAUCGUGGUGGGAUUUUCGAUAGGACUAUGGCAAUGUUGUGGACGUGUUGUCACCAUGCAACUGUAAUAAUUACAUACGACAGUCAUAUUGCGCCUUUGAUCUUAUCUGGGCCCUAGCCACGAAACAGGCCGUCCAAUGAACAGUUCUCCAAAACGAAGUUCAUUCUAGAAGAACUUUUUCUUAUUCUGCUCAAAAUGUUGUGCAAAAAAAUGCAAUGUUUGAAAAGAGCGCAAUAGUUUGAUAGAUGAUUUAAACUGUGUGACUUGAAUAGAAAUGAUAAAACGGCUUGCUAGGUGGGGGGCAAAGAGCACAAAGGGGAGAGGUAUUCUAAACCAUCAAUCUUAGCGCCGCAGAGUAACGAAUUAUUUGGGUCUGAAUAUAUUAAUUUGGCAACAGACUCUCUCAGAAAUAAACCCAAAUCGCUAACUAGUAAAGUUACGAAAUAAAACUAUCAGGGCCAAAAAGGAAACUUAACACCGUGACUUGGACAUGACUUUGGAAUGGCUGUUGGAACGCCCGUAAAGCCCUAAAACAUGCAGAAUUCCAGUAGCCUUUAUGUAGCUGCCUGGACAAUUGAGAGACAUUAAUGUGUAGCUACGCCACAGUCUCACCAUCCCUCCAAUCUCUUUCUAGAUCCUGUCGCCUCCAUGUAGCGAGACUGAAAAGGUACUUUAUUGAAGUUUGGGAUCAACCGCGAGAAGGCCGAGUUCAGUCGGAGGGCACAUUUUCUGUCCCAUUAGGUCCGUUUCAGCCGGGAUGGCCGACCUUUGCAACCCCCCGUGACCUGACUGGGUCUCUAUACUUGUACCUUCUGUGUGUGCCCUCGUAGGUCGUCCCCGGUCCUUGCGUGGCCUCGUCAGGGCUCUGGACUUUCUUUGUGUGUUUUUCUACUUGAGGGGCCGGUAGAAGGGCACCUCUGAAUGUGUUGCUCUUUUGUUGCUCUCAGUGGUGACCCGAGAGUGCGGUGAACUGUCGGUCACUUCUCUUCCAUUGUGCGCCCUGUAGGACCUAGACCCUUUGUAGGACAUCCUACAAAUUUGAGGGACUUCCAAGCGGUUACUUCGGAGCUUAUGAUCGGUCUGCAUGUGAGUGUUACUCAUGUCGAAUGCAUUAUUACCUUUUUAUAUUAGAAUUAUGUACAUAACAAAAAUAGUUUUGAUGUGCAUAGCUUCAGUGUAAUCUCACGAGUACAUGUUCGAGGAUAGUAAUUCAAUUUCAAUAUGAUUAAAUUAAGGAUUAGUAGACCUAGACCUAUGUAUAUAUGCACUUUCCGGCGUAGUAUAGGCUAAAGCCUACCUACAUUUACCAUUUCAAAUGCAAAUUUGUUCCUGGACAUGCCUUUGAUUCUUACAAUAACAUAACCAGUUCUAAAAUAAAUAAAAUCAUUUUUUUUAACAGAAAUAUUUUUAAAACCAUAUGCUGUUGCUAUCUAUCAUUUGUAGGCAUAUUGUGUAUUUUAUUACAAACUUUUGUACCUCAUGUAGCAAAAACCUAUCUUUGCAGUUGACUGAAAAUCAGUUUAGGAUCUAUGGUCAAAGUGGGCCUACGAAUAUCUAGACUUAAUUCUCUCUCACCAUAUGUCAGCAUCAGAGAUGCUCAUUAGAGAUACUGCCGGGGAUCUCCAUGCAAAACAUUAUAUGGCAGGUGUGUUUCAUAGAACUGUAUUAGGAAGUAUUCCCCUCUUACAGUUUGAACGUUUGACUUUCUCUCAGAUUCAUCUCCAUAUAGAUAUUUAGGCUAUGAUAUGUUACAGUAUGUAUUUGUGUGGGUAACAGACUAUAUAGUGACUCGUAAUCACUAUAUUAGUGAGGUGGCAGGUAGCCUAGUGGUUAGAGCGUUGGACUAGUUGGGCUAGUAACCGAUAGGUUGCACGAUUGAAUCCCCGAGCUGAC